AUGUUGACUUUGUUUAACGUCUUUCCACAGAUGACAUCAGUCUUUCCGUUUGCUUUGUUGCUCUGUUUGUCCAGCGGACUGUUGACUACAUAUGGUGAACCUUGCUGCCCUCCUGGUUGGACUCAGUUCGGCACUCGCUGUUUCGCUUUCUACAUGCAGGCAAAGACCUGGGUCGAUGCAGAGACCUUCUGCCAGACCGCUGGUGGGACUCUGGCUUCCAUCCACUCAGCUGAGGAAAAUACAUUCCUUCGAGACUACAUUAACCAAGUGACCGGUAUAGACAAAAAUGCCUGGAUCGGAGGCACUGACGCAGUGAAGGAGGGCACGUGGCUGUGGGCCGAUGGAUCCAUAUUCAACUACAAAAACUUUGCUGCGGGGCAACCUGACAAUGCCGGUGGAGGGGAGAACUGUCUUGAAAUGAACUGGGGAGGAAAUGGCUGGAACAACGGGGGUUGUACUUUCCCACUUUCUUUCGUGUGCUCCAAGAACAGCGGAUAACUCUAACCCACCAUCAUGAUGCCUCUACAGCUCAUCUAUAAUCUCUAUCAUUGAUUCUCUUUCAGUUUGUUCAGCAGACAGAAACAGCUCUCUGCUGACAGAUGACUCACUUUCACUUGUUUAUUAUCUGAAGAGUUAGGGAACAGUUCACAUUUGGGUUUAAAAUUAGACAGAAACUGGCUCACUGAGCUGGACAAAUACAAAUCAGUAAUUGGACUUUUAAUGUAUAGUAAAUAACACAAAA
Molecule: messenger RNA, 742 nt
Organism: Sander lucioperca (pikeperch)
Lineage: Eukaryota; Metazoa; Chordata; Actinopteri; Perciformes; Percidae
Product: galactose-specific lectin nattectin-like
Exons: 5
Coding region: 1-498 (165 amino acids)
Molecular function (GO): signaling receptor activity
Source: RefSeq, a predicted model, not a curated record